This is a messenger RNA of Grus americana (Whooping crane), 955 nucleotides long. RefSeq names its product arf-GAP with coiled-coil, ANK repeat and PH domain-containing protein 1-like. The record is from RefSeq and is a predicted model, not a curated record. Gene Ontology annotation, molecular function: protein binding; GTPase activator activity. The annotation marks the transcript as partial. The transcript is spliced from 8 exons. Lineage: Eukaryota; Metazoa; Chordata; Aves; Gruiformes; Gruidae.
CCCAGGAGCUUGGGGGUCCACUUCUCCAAGGUGCGUUCGCUGACGCUGGACUCCUGGGAGCCUGAACUGGUGAAGCUGAUGUGCGAGCUGGGGAACAGCACCCUGAACCGCAUCUACGAGGCUCGGGUGGAGGAGAUGGGGGUGAAGAGACCCCCCCCCGGCUGCUCCCGGGCGCAGCGGGAGGACUGGAUCCGGGCCAAAUACGUGGAGAAGAAAUUCGUCACGGGGCUCCCGGGGGGGCCCCCCCGGCCCCGCCCAUCCCGGCCAGGCCCCGCCCCCCGCGGCAGCCCCACCCCCCGCAGCCACCAACCCCCAGAGCCCUCGGAAGCCGAGGGUCCCCCCAGCCUCCACCCCGGGGCUCUGCUUUACUGGGCGGCCCAGCGCCGCCGCUUGCCCACCAUGGCCGACGCGCUGGCCCACGGCGCCGACCCUGGCUGGGUCAACUCCGCCGAGGACAACCGCACCCCCCUGCUGCAAGCCGUCGCCGCGAACUCCCUGCUGGCCUGCGAGUUCCUGCUGCAGAACGGAGCCAGCGUCAACCAGAGCGACAGCCGCGGGCGGGGGCCGCUGCACCACGCCACCAUGCUGGGGCAUACUGGCCUGGCCUGCCUGUUCCUGAAACGGGGGGCUGACGUGAACGCGGUGGACGCAGACGGCAAGGACCCCCUCACCAUCGCCAUCGAUCUGGCCAACGCUGACAUCGUCACCCUGCUGCGGCUGGCCAAGAUGCGGGAGCUGGAGGUGGCCCAGGGGCAGACUGGUGACGACACCUACCUCGACAUCUUCCGCGACAUCUCCCUCAUGGCCUCCGACCACCCCGAAAAACUCACCCGUCCCCACCACAAGUUCACCACCCUCUAGCUCCGCCCCCCCCGGGGACAUGCCACGCCCCCCCGGAGGUGCCACGCCCCCUUCACAGGCAGCUGCCAAUGGAAUAAAGCGUCGCCUCAGCUUU